Messenger RNA from Sinocyclocheilus anshuiensis, 1325 nucleotides. RefSeq names its product WD repeat domain 77 (gene wdr77). The record is from RefSeq and is a predicted model, not a curated record. NCBI's taxonomy places the organism in Eukaryota, Metazoa, Chordata, Actinopteri, Cypriniformes, Cyprinidae. Gene Ontology annotation, biological process: oocyte axis specification. Gene Ontology annotation, cellular component: methylosome. Gene Ontology annotation, molecular function: protein binding. The transcript has 10 exons. The coding region runs from base 126 to 1088 and encodes 320 amino acids.
UGAAGAGUGUUCGGCGCCGGAAGCGGAAGUGCCGCACGCGCGCGUGUCUCUUUCAUUCAUUGCGGGAGGGAGUUAGCUGGAGUUGAGUGUGAUAUUAAUAAUUAUUAAAGUCAUCAGAGCUGAUCAUGAUUAAAGAGAACUGCUGGAAUAUCCCUGUGAACGCUCCGGCGUGUAUGGAGAGACACCUGGACGCGGUGGAUUACAGAGCAGACGGCGCGCUGCUGCUGGCGGCGUCCAGUCUGUCGGGCCGCUGCUGGCAGGGCUCCGUGUGGGUGUACAGUGACCCCAAACUGGCGCCCAGCGAGGGCUUCUGUAAGGCGGGCGUUCAGACUGAAGCUGGAGUCACGGAUGCGCGGUGGAUCUCAGAGCGCUCGCUGCUGCUGGCCUCAGACGCAGGUUCGGUGGAGCUGUGGGAGCUGGCGGAGGACGAGCGGCUGCUGAUGAACCGCUUCACUCGUCUGGAGCAUGAUGACGUGGUGACGGGUGUGAGUGUGAGCGCCGGCGGGCGUCUCGCCGUCAGCUGUAGUGUGGACUGCAGGAUCAAAGUGUGGGAUCUGAACCAGGAGACCGUCACCAGCUCCUAUAACGCUCACUCUCAGCCGGUCAGCGGUGUGUCGUGUUCUCCUGUCGACGAGUCUCUCUUCCUGUCAUGUGCUCAGGACGGACGGCUUCUGCUGUGGGACCGACGGAAACCCAAACCUGCCUCUCACCUGGACGUGGUGUCUCCCAGCUGCAGCCCCACGGCCGUCGCCUGGCACCCUCAUCAGAGCAGCACCAUCGCAUACGGUGAUGAACUGGGUCGAGUGACUCUGAGGGAUCUGCAGAGGUCGGACGGUGUACAGACGAUAAACGCUCACAGCCGCCGCGUCUCCAGACUGACGUUCUCCUCCGACAGUUCACCCCUGCUGGCCUCUAUCAGUGACGACUGCUCCGUUGCCGUGGUUACUGAAGAGCUCAGAGAAAUUUGCAGGGACCGGCGGCACCAGGAUUUCGUGCGCGGCGUGUGUUGGGCCCCGGGCUGCUCGGCCGUGUUGACCACCGUGGGCUGGGACCAUCAGGUGCUCCACCACAGCGUGUCUGCGCCCUAGAGCAUCAUGGGAAACCACACCAACCUCCAGUUCAUUCCCAUUUCUGUUGUUCCGUCACCAUCAAAUAAUGAUUCAUGAGUUAAAUACAUAAUCAUAGUAGGAUCAGAAUUCAGAACAUGCAGAAAAUGUCUUUUUUAAUAACAGAAAUGGGCAUGAAUGCUGUUCUCUUCUCAUAUUUGGGCAAAAAAAAAAAAACAUUUCACACGUUUCAGUUUAAUAAAGUUUCUGUCAUCUGUA